GUAAUGGAAGGACAACAAUUCAUAAUGUAAAGUUGACUUUCGAGUAUAUUUCUGAAGUUUACGUGAAAUUACUCCAAAUUCAGCAUUAUGUCGAGCCUAUUAAAUAGCUGAUUAUAUUCUUACAAGUAGCAAAUGAAAAAGAUGUCGCCCCUGUUUCUCGUCAUGUCAUUUACAAUGUGUUUCUAGAUUCAAUUGCUUCAAAAGUGAUUCUUUGAGUGAAAUUGAUACAGCAAUAGAAGAUUGAGUAAUUGGGCUUCCCCUGUCCCUUGGACUAAAAAUAGCUACAAAAAAAAAAAAACAUUUACUAAAAAUUGAUAAUAGUGUUGGUUGGAGUAAUGAUAUGAAGUUAAGAGCGGAGAUAGUUGUAAAGUAAAAGGUCUAAAAUUGAGGAAAGUCAUUUUCCACCUUCCCGUGGAACGAGUUUCUUGACAACCAAACACUAGAAAAUGAUUAAUUUUCUCUCGUACCUAACGCAUUUGAUAUCCCAUCAACUGAGUUAUGCACGCUAUCUAUACAGUUCAAAUUACAUGAAGAAUGCAAGUAUCCCAAAAAAUAAUUCACUCAUACUCUUAUAAAUCUUAAUUAACAUACAAAAAUAGAUAGUAGCACCUUUAUUUACAAGAGUGCAAAACCAACAAUCAAAUAAUUGGUGGAUAAAAAUUUGACAUGUAAAUUGACGUUUGCCAUUGUCCGGCCGCCCGAGGACCAGCUUCACUUAAGGCCAGCAAGAUUGUCAGCUGAGGAGGUAAAAGAAAUGAAAAAAAAAGAUGGUUUUGUGAUGGCAAGUCUUGAGAAGAUUUUGGCUUUGCAUACAAAACAUACUCCAAACUUCUUGGGGUUGUACCAAAAUAUGGGGUUUUGGAAAGAGUCAAAUUAUGGUAAGGGUGUGAUCAUAGGGCUUCUAGACACUGGGAUUAAUUCAGGCCAUCCAUCUUUUAGUGAUUAUAAUAUGACACCUCCACCGGCAAAAUGGAAAGGCAAAUGCGAAUUCACAGAGAACAUAACGUGUAACAAAAAGCUCAUUGGUGCGAGGAAUUUUGUGAGUAGUUCAACUAAUUCACCAUUUGAAGAAGGUGGCCAUGGCACACUUACAUCAAGCGUAGCUGCUGGAAAUUUUGUUGAUGAUGCAAAUGUGUUUGGCAAUGCCAAUGGCACAGCAGCCGGCAUGGCCCCUCUUGCUCACAUUGCCAUGUACAAGGUGUGUUCGGACUCUGGUUGUUCGGAUGUUGACACAUUGGCUGCAAUCGAUGCUGCAACUGACGAUGGUGUUGAUGUGCUUUCUCUCUCCAUUGGUGGAUAUACUGCUCCCUUUUAUGAUGAUGGUAUGGCCAUUGGCGCUUUUGCUGCAAUCCAAAAGGGUAUUUUCAUGAGCGCUUCUGCUGGUAACGAUGGUCCACUUAGUGCUACAUUAUCAAAUGUGGCCCCUUGGAUUCUCACAGUUGGCGCAAGCACCCAUGAUAGGAAGGUGGUGACAACAGUUGUGCUAGGGAAUGGACAAGAAUAUGACGGUGAAUCAAUUUUUCACCCCACGGACUUCCCUCAUAAUACCUUAUUGCCCUUGGUAUACCCUGGCUUGUUAAAUCAAGAGGCCGCACUAUGCUCAUUCGGAUCAUUGAAUAGCACUGAUGUCAAAGGCAAGGUUGUCGUGUGUAACAAAAGUGGUGGUCAUGUAGCAAGACUUGAGAAAGGGCAGACAGUAAAGGAUUCUGGUGGGGCCGCCAUGGUUCUUGUCAAUCUAGAGAUUGAUGGAGAUGGCACGUUAGCUUACAUUGAUGUCCUUGCUACGACAAAUGUGGGUUAUAGUGCCGGAGAAAUGAUUAAAACCUACGUAAACUCAACCUCAACGCCUUUAGCAAGAAUCAGUUUCAAAGGUACUAGCAUAGGUUUUAAGAGUGCACCGUCUGUAGCAUCAUUUUCUUCCAGGGGUCCCAACUUGAUAAGUCCAGGAAUAGUCAAACCAGAUAUUAUAGGUCCUGGAGUGAACAUCCUUGCAGCAACGCACGUUUCAGCGGAGAACAAAACUGGCACCGAUUUGGCAUUUGACAUUGUCUCAGUUACCUCAAUGUCCUGUCCUCACCUUAGUGGCAUUGUGGCUUUGCUUAAAAGUGCACACCCUGAUUGGUCACCAGCUACUAUUAAAUCCGCAAUAAUGACUACAGCUGAUCAAUUCAACCUCGAAGGUCAACCCAUCCCUGAUCAGAAGAAAAUGCCUGCUGAUAUCUUCUCAUUUGGUGCCGGUCAUGUAAAUCCAUCAAGAGCAAGUGAUCCAGGUCUUAUUUAUGACAUCCAACCUCAGAAUUAUAUCCAAUAUCAAUGCGGUCUUGGCUAUACAGAGAAACAGAUUGGGUUCAUUGUGCAACAAAUUGUCAAGUGCUCGCUACAAUCAAGCAUACCUGAGGCAGAACUAAACUAUCCAUCUUUCUCUAUUAUACUUGGACCACAGACACAAAAUUAUACAAGAACAGUUACAAAUGUUGGUGAUGCAAGCUCAACUUACGUCGUCAACAUCACUCAAAUUGAAGGAGUCCAUAUAGUUGUCGAGCCAACCACGCUUGUUUUCACCAAGGUGAACCAACGGGCAACUUAUUCAGUUUCCUUUACCCAAAUAGGUAGCAUCACCGGCCGUUUUGUUCAAGGAGCUAUAUCAUGGAUCUCUAAUAAGUAUGUUGUUAGAAGCCCAAUCUCUGUUAAAUUGGAAUAAGGGGAUAUCUUGCUCUAAAAUUGUAACCAAAUCAAACCAAACUACAUGCACUUCUACUGUUACAGCCUUACGGGAGUAACAUUUAUACAUAGCAUUUACUCAUAUUUUACUACGCUACAAAAUUAGACACUAAAAUGUCAAAUUACUUGGUCCAUUUUCUGUUCUG
Lycium barbarum (goji berry) is the source of this 2867-nucleotide messenger RNA. RefSeq names its product subtilisin-like protease. The transcript has 2 exons. NCBI's taxonomy places the organism in Eukaryota, Viridiplantae, Streptophyta, Magnoliopsida, Solanales, Solanaceae. Gene Ontology annotation, molecular function: serine-type endopeptidase activity. Gene Ontology annotation, biological process: proteolysis. The coding region runs from base 755 to 2701 and encodes 648 amino acids. The record is from RefSeq and is a predicted model, not a curated record.